AUGGCAUUGAUAGAACGAAUGAGUAUUCUUGGAAUUCGAAGUUUUGGACAGGAAACAUCCCAAAAAAUUGAAUUUUUUACACCUGUCACUUUGAUUCUUGGUCAGAAUGGAACGGGAAAAACGACUGUCAUCGAGUGUUUGAAAUAUUCAGCAACUGGAGAACUACCUCCUGGAUCGAAAACUGGGUGUUCAUUUAUCCAUGAUCCUAGAAUAGCACAAGAAAGUGAAGUGAAAGCCAAAGUCACUCUUCAAAUUCGUGAUGUUAAAGGUUGCCCUAUGGUUGUUUCACGAGCACUUAUGGCAACACAGCGUGAUAAAACAAAGCAAGGGACUUUAAAAACUCUGGAUGGAUCAAUAAAACGUCAGUACUCAGACGGACGUGUUACAAGUGUCAGCCUACGAUGUACUGACCUAGAUCAGGAAAUGGUUACAAGUUUGGGUGUAUCAAAAGCUGUCUUGGAAAAUGUUAUCUUUUGUCACCAAGAAGAUUCCAAUUGGCCUUUACAAGAAGCGAAAUCGGUAAAACAACGUUUCGACGAUUUGUUUGCUUCAUCACGUUAUGUGAAAGCACUGGAUGCCAUUCGGAAGUGUAAACAAGACAAUGAUGGAAAUGUUAAAUUAUAUAAAACUGAGUUGAAACAUUUAACCAAAAAUCGUGAUGAAGCUUUGAAACUUCGUUCUGAACGAGAAGAAACACUUCAUUCAAUUGAAAAACAGGAAAAAAAUCUAGAAGAAAUGUCUGCAAAGCUUCAACCUGUCGUUGAACAACUCAACCGUUAUAAAGAACGCUACGCAGAACUAACAAAACUACAAGCUGAAAUCAAGUCUUGUGAAACUGAACGUGCUCAUUUAACAGACGCAAUAAAUAAUUUAAUGUUAAACAUACAGAACGAGUAUCAAGGAAGUGAUGAAGAAUUAAAGCGUUUGAUUGAAGAUGCUGAGACAGAAUACGAAAAGAAAAUUUUUCUGUUGAAUCAAUCUGAAAAUAUAUUACAAAGAAAACGUAAAGAGUUAAAUACUUUGGAAACGAAUCAAACAAAAACUAUUGUUGAGAAAACACAAAUUGAAAUGGAGGUUAAGCGUUUGAAUGAAGCAAUAUUCAAUCGUGAUAUGAUCUUAGCCUCGAUCGUUACAAAUUACAUUCCCGGUGAUAAGUAUGCAGACGUGAAACAAUUCACCGAUGAGGAUGUGGAGUAUAUUGUGCAGUUCGUUGAUGGAUUACUACAUGAACAUGAAAAUCAAUUAACAGAAGUGAAGCUGCUAUCGGCUAAUGAAGAGAGGAAAGCUCAAACUGAUGUUGAUGUUGUUCGAGAUGAAUUGGCUGCUCUAAAACAAAAAAUACAAACUAUAAAACGUAAUUAUAAUCAACGAUCAUGUGAAAUGAUUAGUGUUGAAAAACGCUUAGAAAAUGAACAUUCAUUAAAUGAACGUAUUGAAAAAGUCAGAGAUCAAUUUCAUAAAUCUGAAAUCACCAUUCAAGAUUUAAAUACGGAUCAUGAAUUGAACAACUUACAUCAAUCCAUAACAGAAUCGCUGGGAAAGAAAAAGGAACUGGAACAUACGAUCAGUUUACUAGACGAAAAAAUUGCGACAUUUCAAAAAAGUGCCAGUAAGUAUCGUGAGUUAGAACUCAUGCAGAAAGAACGAGCAAAUAAACUUGAAGGGAUACGCAAAAUACGAAGUCGUCAUGCUGAAGCAUUGGAACAAGUUUUCGCUGGCUCUGUGAUUCCUUUUGUAGCUACAGAAAAGUCACUUGAAGAACAAGCGAAUCCUAAUAAUAUUCGAUCGUUUAUUAAUGAUCAAACACGUUUAAAGGUUGUAUUCUGUAAACGACUUGAUGAAUUGGAACAGUCAACUAGAGAGACAAGAAAACAGUUGGCUAAAAUUGAGCAAGAGCGCUCAUCGCUUGAAGCUACUUCUAAAUUUACCAGAAAUCAUCUACAAGAAAAACGAGAUCAACUGAAAAUAUUAGAAGGAAAGCUUUUAUCUGUACCUGGAGCAGAUGAUCUGGAACAAACUCUUAUUAAUCUUCAAGAUAGACGUGGCUCUUUAGAGGAAGAAUAUGCAAACGAACAAGGAAGUGUAUUUUUGUGGUGUAAAUUUCGUGAUCGAUUGUCUCGUGUAGAUUCUGAUUGUCCAGUAUGUCAUCGAUGCUUUGACAGUGAUGCAGAACGUGAUGAAUUAUUAAAUGAAAUUGAUAACCGAAUAAAAACGUUACCUUCUGAAUUUGAACGUAAAAAGCAAGAAUUGAAAGAAAUCGUUUCACGUCUUGAAUCAUUGGUUGAAUUACGUCCUAUAAGUUUAGAGAUCAAAAAUCUACAUGAGGAAGUAAUCCCUGCUCUAGAGUUAAAAAUUAAAGCUGAAUUAGAUAAACUUACUGAUGUACGCAGUCAACGAGAUAAGACAAGUGCUCUACUUGAAACAUAUCAAACAGAUGAAUCUUUAGCAAAAACAGUACAAGGUGAUUUGGCAAUAUUAGAACGCUUAGAAAAUGAAUCUUAUGAAUUAACAGUUAAAAUUAAUCAAUUCAAAUAUGAAUUUACAGAUAUAACAACAGAUUCUCAAUUAAUUGAUGGGUUGCAAGAGGAAAGAAAGUCGUUACGUGAGUCAUUACUAACAAUUUCUGAAACUAUUGAGCAGAAACAAAAGCGUGUUGAUCAGUUGAAUCAGGCUCAACGUGAGGCGGUCAGUGAAAUGCAUAGACUUAAAGAUCAAAUGCAUAAGUUGCAGCAAGAGAAUUUAGAUAAUGUUCAACUGAAGAAUGAUCUUUCUCGUCUAACUCGUGACUGUGAAAUUUUGAAAAAAGAACUAUCUGAAUUAGAAUCUGAGCAACUUCCAGCUGUUCAUCGUCGAUGGACUGAAGCAUGCGAUGAACGCAGUCGUAUUACUAAGAUCCGUGAAGAAAAUAUUGAACAAGCUACUAGAAAGGUUAAUGAAAUUGGUGAAAAACUGAAGAAGCUGACUGACGCAUGUACUUCGGUCAAAUUUGCAUUCGAUUCUCAACCCUUAGAACGAUUGAAGGUGAUUCUUGAAACUGUAGAAGAACUUCAAAAGAACUUAUCUCUUGUCAAAUCUGAGGCUGACACCUGUAGUCAAAAUAUCGAACUCUUAAAAAAACAAAUCAACGAACAUAAAAUGCGUCAGCGAGAAUUGGCGGAUUGUGUCCAAGUUCGUCAACUACGUUGUCAACUUAGCUUUCUUACAGAACGAACAGAAUCCCUUGCCAAAAAUCAAAUGAUUUGUGAUAAUAUUCCUUUAUCAGAUCAGGAUUUAAUUAACGAAACUAAACGUUUAUCAUUAGAAGAGGAAAAACUUCAUUCACUUAAACAAGACAUAUCCAAUCAACUAAGUGAAUUAAACGCAAAACUCUGUUAUCUUAAUCGUGAUUUGAAUGAAAAAUAUACCAACGCUGACAGUGAAUAUCGUGAUAUGAUGUAUCAGCUUAAGACUUCAGAAUUAGCUUGUUCGGAUUUGGAACGAUAUUAUAAAGCUUUAGAUAGAGCGAUAAUGUCUUAUCAUGCUGUUAAAAUGGCUGAUCUAAAUAAAAUUAUCCGAGAAUUAUGGCGCAGUACAUACCGUGGCAAUGACAUCGAUUACAUUGAGAUAUGUAGCGAAGAAGAUACAGCUGCUGCUUUGAAUGUUUGCAGAACGCGAAGAACUUAUAAUUACCGUGUGGUUAUGGUGAAGACAACAACAGGAAGCAUGUCAGUUUCUCGGCCGAAGUCAAAAAACAACAUUUCAUGCAAUAACGAAGCCCGUUUAGAUAUGCGUGGACGAUGUUCAGCUGGGCAAAAAGUUCUAGCCAGUUUAAUCAUCCGUUUAGCACUGGCUGAAGUAUUUUGCCUACAUUGUGGAGUACUUGCUCUUGAUGAACCAACGACAAACCUCGACCGAGAAAAUAUUGAAAGUUUAGCUUAUGCUCUGGUAGAAAUUAUAAAAAACAGGAGCCGUCAGAAAAACUUCCAGUUAAUCGUUAUCACACAUGAUGAAGAUUUCGUCGAAUUACUUGGUAGAUCAGACUACGUGGAAAACUUUUUCCUAUUAUCACGUGAUUCACAAGGUUUAUCAGAAAUUAGAAAAGUCCCUAUUGGAGAACAUUUUCAUUAA
This is a messenger RNA of Schistosoma intercalatum, 4107 nucleotides long. The record is from the annotation of a GenBank genome assembly. Lineage: Eukaryota; Metazoa; Platyhelminthes; Trematoda; Strigeidida; Schistosomatidae.